Messenger RNA from Aplysia californica (California sea hare), 534 nucleotides. RefSeq lists its product as uncharacterized. NCBI's taxonomy places the organism in Eukaryota, Metazoa, Mollusca, Gastropoda, Aplysiida, Aplysiidae. The record is from RefSeq and is a predicted model, not a curated record.
ACAUUGUGUUUUUGGAGGCGAACAAACCGCCAUAUGGAAUUGCCACAUUUCAAGAUGGAAAAUAUUCCUCGGCAGUGAGGGAGGCAUGCAUCACUUUAUUGAUGGAGUGUAACGUGAGCAUCAACAAACUGCCACAUGCCAUCAACACUGUGCUGGAAAAGCUUGCCAAUGUAUCAGCAGAGAAGUUGCCAAGCUCUGCAACCCUAAGCAGACUGAUCACAGAGGCAAGCGUACUAGCAAGUGCCAUGUCAGUGACGCCAUGCUCCAAGAUUUUGACCCAACAGCACCAGUGGGCAAUGUUUUACACCAGGAUGCCACGACGAAGUUCCAUCGGCACUAUGAAGGGAUGCAGGUCACUCUCAAAGAUGGACACAGUCUAACCAUGGGUCUGAUGGAGGUCGCUGGUGGAGAUGCGUCAAUCUACAAGAAUGUCUUUGAGGCAAUCAUUGACAGGCUUGCUUCUUGCUGUCGUGAGAAGGAUGAGCUGACGAGGGCCAAGCUGAUUACAUCGUUUAAAGCUUUCAUGAAUGAUCG